Messenger RNA from Branchiostoma floridae (Florida lancelet), 10512 nucleotides. RefSeq names its product polycystic kidney disease protein 1-like 2. The transcript is spliced from 42 exons. The record is from RefSeq and is a predicted model, not a curated record. Bases 1682 to 8527 code for a protein of 2281 amino acids. Gene Ontology annotation, molecular function: calcium ion binding; protein binding; calcium channel activity. Lineage: Eukaryota; Metazoa; Chordata; Leptocardii; Amphioxiformes; Branchiostomatidae. Gene Ontology annotation, biological process: detection of mechanical stimulus. Gene Ontology annotation, cellular component: membrane.
AAAUCUUGAAAGUUUAGGUUGUCCAAUCUCUCCUACCCUCGACUUUUUGAAAAGUUUUUUUUUUUUUUGACCGGCGGACCCAAUUUUUUUUAGUUUACGCUGCCUGGCAAGAAGCUGACCUGCACUAAUGAACUGGCUCCCAGCACCAUAGAGGUAGCAGCAAGCACGCGAUGGUACAUAUCAUGGUUGCAGGAUAGCAGUCAUGCUAGCCUAUAUGAGUCAGGAAGUUCUGGACAAGCGUGGAGCCCAGGGAGAGGCUGAAUGUAACCAUCGGUAACCUGUAGUCUGGAACUGUAUACCAGAGUCCUCCCCAAAGGAUGGAAUAAGGGAGGCCCUCCACUAUACUCCUAGCCCAGCUCUACUAUAUUACUUUUGAAAUUUAGUGGGUUUCUUCCCUAUUUUCUUGGUUAGUUUUGCUAAAAUUAAUGAAACUUCACAGAUUUUUGCGCCAAGUGGCAUCACUUUUCCAGUUAGCAUUGUCUGCAAAAACUUGUGAAUGGGCGAUGAUCAAAACAAUAGUCGUUUUGACAACAAAGGAAUCACAACAAUAUACUUGUAAUAUAUACUUGUAAUAUUUGACACCCUCUGUCAUUGCAAAAUGAACACAUUUUCAUGAAAGCGCAUCGCGUUGGUUCAAGUUAUUUUUGCCAGCCCUUCCACUAUACUAAAAGAUUCUGGGGAGAACCCUGGUAUACCAUCCACACGUGAUAGUACAGACACGUGUAUGGUACAAGGUUGUGUUCAUCAGGGCAAGGAAAUUCCUAGAAAAUGACAAUGAUGUAUUGUACUGGGCUGACGCACGUACAAACAUAUGCUCUAAGUUGAAAUUACCUUGGGUGUGUCUAAAUAAUAAGCAGUGUACUUAGCAAAGACCUAAUAUGAAGUCCUGGAUACAUUGUCUACAAUCACGAAUAGAAAGUAUGCAGCAAGUCUUUUAAAUAUUUGCCAUUUUCUUCAAGUCAUAAUUAUUUUGGCCACCAUAUGGAUCUUCAUUGUUGGGGACCUGCAUCUUAUUAUCUUAAGUUCUGUAAACAUUUUGUUUAGCUUGACAAACAGCAGGAUGAUAAGACAGUUGGUUCAUAGAUCAUUAGACCAAGACCAUGGCACGGUUUUAUGAUGAUCUACACAUAAAAAUUUGUUUUCCAGACUCAGACACAUGCUACUACAGGUAUAUGGCUACUUUAUCUUGAAACCUUCUUAAUUAGUUGAAAAAAAAUUCCUUAAUUGUGUUGACAUUCCAGGGCGACACUUAGCUCAUUGCCCCAUGUACAUGUACGCUGCAUGUUGCCACCAUUUAGGUCCUUUUGGGCCCUUUUUAGUCCUAUUGCUAUAUUAGAUCUUCAGGCACACCCAUUAAUUAUGUGCACUCCCAGAACAGUUCAUUGAUGGAAUGAAUAAUUGUUGUCACAUAUGAUAUAUUCUGCAACAGUUGGAACAUGUAUAUGUUUAUUACAGUCAUUUGCACCUCUUGUGCCAAACCACUCCUGGCACACCCAGAUGUAAUGGACCAUACUUUCAGAACGUGCCAUGUGACAUGUCUGACGUCAGCAUCUCUUUGGUUACUUAAAGGCCCUUAGUCUGUUUCUGUUGGAUUGGAAAUUUGUGUGGGUUUGGAGCUUAGUUGCAUUAGUGUAGUACAUGCCAUUGUGUAGAUGCAUCGCUGGUACUAGUGGUAGUGUUUAUGAGGACUCGGAGACACGAGAUGUCACUCUUUUGUGACACCCCAACAUUCUGUAGGAAACGCUGGCAACUCUUCACACUUUUAUUCGUGGUUGCCCUCCUGGCGGUCAGCAUCCAGUCACAGCUGCAGGUUCCCCUCUGCUAUGAUGCCCCAGACAAGUCCUGCACCUGUCACACCGGGACUAAUACAGGUGUGCCCUGUACCACCUGUGUAUGUGAGCACCAACUGCUCCAACUGCAAACACUUUGUGCAGGAUUCACCUGCCCUGCAGCGCUGACCCAGGCGUCAUGUGUGGAUGAUGGCACGGCUGUAGUCAGUGCGUGUACCAUUCACGCUGUGCUGUUCGAGGGGCCGAGACCAAGGGCUGACAGGCUGGUGUUUCAGAGAAAGUAUGGCUUCAAGUUCACCAGUGAUGUUGCAGCGGAAUGCACCAAUGGAGAUCCAACUAUAGCUCGGCAAUGGACACUGUACAGGCUGGAUGAAACACAGACGCCAGCUGCCCUGACUGUCGAGUCUGUUCUUGUCCCUAGUACUGCAACUGAGUUUGUUAUUCCUGGGAACGCAGUGCCCACUGGGGAAUAUUUGUUACAGCUGGAAAUGACUGUAACAGAGACCUCUGGUGUGAAGCACACCUACGUGGAGCAGACCUGGCUGGAGGUGGUUCAGCAGGCGCUGGUUGCCUACAUCAGCGGGGGGUCCAGGCAAGUUGUGCCUGCAGACGACUACACCAUGGUAGCUGGUAAUUCAUGGGACCCUGAGCUCAUUGUGAACAGUGCCUCAUUCACAUACACUUGGACAUAUGAGAUACUUCAGGAAUCAACAAAUGACCCCUGCACUGGAUACCUCUCCCUGACAGACUCUUGGCGUGACUGGAACAAUGGGCUGGGCCAGCAGUGUGAUGGGCUGACUUUUACACCAGGCUGGUACCGUGUGGAGGGAGCAGCUGGAAACAGUCUGCUCGACCAGGACCCACUUUCAAUGGGAAAGUGCAGUACUACACUUGGAUGGUACAUGGUGGAGCCCCCUCCCGUCCUAUCUCAGGGCGAUGUGUGCAGGAAAAUGUGUGGCUACUUCAACGGAGACCCUUGCUUCCUUAGCAUUGACGUCAUGGCUAAGGCUUGUCCUGGGAACUACUACGUCUAUUUCCUUCCUUAUGGCCGCUUUUGUGAUACAGCCUACUGCACAAUAACCAAAGGAGUCAUUGAUGUCUCCGGUACCACCUCUGAGACCGAAGCACCUGAGGAUCAUGUAUGCCAUCAUUUCGAGUCAGCGGAUUCAGCUCGUCGCUUGUUUGGUCUGGAGGGUACGAUCAUCCAGCACACUGUGCAGGUCUCCUACCCAGGACGUUUGCCUGGGACGUACAUAACAAUCACAGAGCUUGGUCCACCAGGAUCCAGUCUCUUUAUCACAUGCUGGACCAACUGCAACCCUGUCAGGAAUCUGGCAUGGGAACAGACUGUACUGGAGGCUGAGACCACCAUGACGGGCAGUAUUGUCUGGACCGUGCCAGUGUUGCCGGCAGGGGCACCCGCGAUCGACUGGGCCACACAGACUGCAGCUGGAACUGACACAGGGCCUGUACUCAGGGUCCUGCCUGAUACAUUUGUGGUGGCAGGGGAUUACACCUUCCGGGCAACUCUUUUCGUUGGUGGUGUAGCAACAGCAUACUAUGCAGAGUACAGCAGCUCUGUUGUAGUCAAACCCAACGAUGGUUCUAUUACCUGUCAGAUAGAGCCAAACGAUCUGAUUCCACUGACACCCGCCUGCAUUACUUGUUCAGCAUUUCCGUAUGACUUCCACCCUGUAAACUACGAGUUUCAGUGGUGGAAAGCUGGUGGUGCAGUGGCUGCUGUUGCAUUCCCAAGAACUCCUGCAGUGGCUUUGCCAGCAUUCGUAUCCCCCUACAGUGGCCUGGCUCACUACAGUCUGAACACCCUGUUGCCGCCUGGGAGGAUCAACUUCCGAGUCAGGAUAACCAGCGUGGACGGUAUUGACUACAAUAAGGAUUUUGACAUUGUGGUCAUCCCACGAAAUACUCCAGCCUCUGUUUGGGCACCGCCCCUUCUGAAUGGACCUGACAGCGCUUUCCGAAGAAAGCUGAAUCGAGGGGACAGAGCUGGUGCAGCCCAGCUGGCAGGUGCCAUUGCUGGGGUGGGAACAGAGCUGGCAAAGUCAGACCCAGAUGCGGCAACAGAGCUGAUUGGGACUGUGCUUGAUCAUUUGGAUGAGAUCGACACCAGCAAUGACCUCGCUGCUCAGAAGGCGGUACUCAGCGCCCUGGCAGUCGCAGCGGGUGAUCCAGACUUGCUCACACCUGCUGCUGCAGUGGGGGCAGCAAGCAAGACUCUUUCUGUGUUAAGAGACUUGAAGGACCAGGUGGCUGCAGGGCUGACAACAGUUGCUGAUGUCAACGUAGCAUGUGCAGCAGCAUUUGUGGCUUCGGGUGGAGCCUUGAAAGCAGCUGCGAGGGCCGCUGCAGAAGAUCACAGCCUGGGACUUGUGUAUUCUGAGAAACUUCAGGCAAACAAAGAUGUGGCAGAGUCAGCAUUUCGUACCAUUGACGUCAUGGAUGACAUCUACCUCAACUACAUGAUGACUGCUCCUGACAUUACUGGCCCUCCCUGGCCGCCCGCUAUGAUCAGUAUAUCACAGCUAGAACUCCGGAUUCAAAGAGAGGAGUGUGGAGAUUCCUCCAACAGUGCAUUUCGUGCAGGAGAUGACACCCCCGUCAUCUUUGGUGCUCCUAGUGUAGCUGACCUGAUGGACGGAUGUAGUGGAAAUUCAAAUGUGACUGGUGUGAGCAUCAUCCAUGCUGGAUUCAAUCCAUUUGAGUACUCCAACAACUCUCAACUGGUGGAAGGUGAGGUCAUAGGUCUCAACUCCAAGAGGGGUGAAGCCACUAACCAUGUGGCCGGCCUGGGAACACCUAUUGACAUGAUCAUCAGACGACGUGACAACUUCACUGGGGAUAUUAUGCUGGGGUGGAACAUUGGUUCAGCAUACGUUGGCAAUGUGACGGUAGUGCCUUUUCUGGUGAGGUACAGUGGCAGCUCCCUUCACAUCAACAUCAGACACAACUACACCGAUCCCCCACCGGUGGUCCACCUCUUCCUUCGGAAGGAAGACCCACCCACCCCCGAGGUGUACAACUGGACUGUCACCCUGCCGACUCCCCAGGCAGACCUGUUCACCAUCCCUGCAGGAAACGACACGGUAACAGCCAGUCCCUAUAGCUGGCUUGUGGAGCCGCCAGAGAUUGACAUAACGGAAGAUGAUGUGGUCAACAAGACUCUGUUUUUCCUGGGAAUCCAGUUUGAGGAUGGAGAAGAUGCUGCCACACACCUUAACUUCUCUGUGGAUGUGAUGGAGACCCUGUGUGUGUACUUUGGUGAUGAGUGGGGGAAUCAGGAAGACCAUCUCUGGCAUGAUGAUGGUUGCAGGCCUGGACCCCUGUCCAAUUCUACCCACAUGCACUGUCGUUGCGACCACCUCACCAAAUUUACAGGUGUGGUGGCUCCAAAUCCCAUCAACUUUGCUGAGGUGUUUACCAAGGACAUACUUCAGAACCCCAUUGGAUUGAUCCUGGUCCUGGUGGUUUUCCUGUUGUAUCUUCUGGCAGUCCUUUGGGCCAGAAAGGCGGACAGAAGGGAUCUGACUAAGGUUGGUGUUGCUCCACCACAAGGUCACAUCCUGAACCCUGACCCCUGGUGUCAAUAUGUGGUCACCCUCUACACAGGAUUUAAAGGAGGAGCUGGGACAACUGCAUCGGUGUGGAUUAAUCUGUUUGGAGACUAUGGACGGACUGGACCAAUAGCGCUGCAAGACGAGAAUCGUCCACUUUUUGAAGAGGGCAGUGUUGACUCCUUCCUGGUGUCGUCACGUAACAUCAUCGGGAUGAUUCAUGUCAUCCAUGUUUGGCACGACAACACAGGCUACAGCCCAGAAUGGUACCUGAGUCAGAUUGUGGUUCAGGAGAAAGCUACAGACAGGAUCGUCUACUUCAUGUGUAAUAGGUGGUUUGCUGUCGGCGAGGAUGAUGGGAAGAUUGAACGCCUCAUCCCCGUAGCCAGCCCCGAAGAGAUGACAGAAUUUGUCAAUCUUUUCCGGUCCAAGACCUCAAGAGACGUAAACGACAGCCAUCUGUGGUUCUCUGUGAAAGGACGCCCUGCCCGAAGCCCCUUCACCCGUGUCCAGCGCCUGUCCUGCUGCCUGACGCUCCUGUACAGCACAAUGGUCACCAACAUCAUGUUCUUCGGACAAGGAGACAACUUUGACCCACCAGAAAAGAUCCAGAUUGCAGGGGUUGAAAUGGAUCCACCAAUUGAUCUCCCUAAACUGAUGAUCAGCCUGCAGAGUGCUGCCAUCAUCAUGCCUGUCAACCUCCUCAUCGUCUUCUUCUUCAGGAAUGCCAGGAGGAAACCAAAGGCAAAAGACAGGAAGAUCAAUAAGAGGAAUUCUGAAGAAGAGCAUGCAGCAAUGCCUGACAGAAGUGAAUCCUGGAUGCUAGCUGCAUUGGCCGAGCCUGUGGACAAGAAGAAAACAGUGGACAACCAGAACCAAUUACUCUCAACAUCUCCAUCAGUCCAGACUGCAUCGCAAGAACCCAUCUUGAUGUAUUCCUUAGGACUAGAGAGGACAUUUGCAUUUAACUCGAAAUCAGUGAUGGCAAAUAAAAGCCAGAGUUCGCCCAAAAAAUCUAAAGACAAAAAAUCCAAGAAAUCUAAAGAUGAAGAUGAAAGUAGCUUGAAAAGUCUUGAGGCCCACAAAGAACAACAUAAUGCUCAUCCUAAAGAAGAGGAAGGUGGUGUGCGAUGGUGGUCUGUUUGCAUUGGCUGGCUCCUGGUGUGGUCAGCUAGUUUUGUUGCAGCCUUCUUCACCGUCCUGUACACACUGUCAUUUGGGCGGCCAAAGGCAGAGGCCUGGUGCAUCGCCUUUGUCACAUCCUUCCUGUCGGACCUCAUUGUGGUUCAGCCUGUCAAGCUAGUUGUUGUGGCGGUGGUCUUUGCUCUCUUCCUCAAGUCUCCAGUCACAGAGGAAAAUCCUGAGCCUGUUCCACUCUGCAAGGAUGAGGAGUACCUGCCAAGCAAAAGAGACAGGCUGCCUGUGGUGACCAGGCCUCCUGAUAAAGCAGAGCUAUCUGAGGCUAGGUUGAAGAAACUGGAGGACAAGAAAAGGCGCAGCGCAAUUAUUGAGGUAUGGUUGUUUGUGAUCUUCGUGUUGGUGGUGACGAUGAUUGCGUACAAUGAAAAAGAUCCAAUGGCUUUUCACAUGAAUGAGUCGGUGAAAAAUUCGCUUCUGUAUGAAACAGAGGAACUUACAUUUGAGGAGGUUGCAGAUGUGGAGUCCUUCUGGACAUGGCUCCAGGCUGGACUCAUCCCAACAUUGUACCACAACGCUUGGUACAAUGGCAGGGUGAAUCCUGCACCAGUCAUCAUGGGAAAUGGGAAGUCCUGGUUAGUGGGGGCUGCUGCCAUACGCCAGGUCAGACUGGAACCUGAACUUCCUUGUGAAGUGCCUGAGCAAAUGCAAACAUACGGCAAACGUUGUGUCCUGAGCUUCUCCCUGACGGACAUGGAUACAGCCAAUUACAGCACUGGCUGGCAAAACAGCAGCAUUUCAAACAACACUGAUAGUGAGGAGAUGCUCAAGCCAUGGGUGUACACUUUCGCAUCUCUUACUGAUGGGUUUCCGACAUUUGGUGAGCAUGGAAGCUACAUUGGAGGAGGCUACAGCACGAGUUUGGAUCCUUCUGUCCUCUUCUCUAACCAAACACGGGAAGAGCUGCUGCAGGAUGGAGGCUGGCUGGAUGAGAACACACGUGCUGUUAUGGUGGAGGUGCUCAUGUAUAAUCCUGAUGCCAACCUUUUCUCCGUGGUAACGUUUCUGGUGGAGUUUACCUACUACGGGAACGCCUACCCCUCAGUCGUGAUCUCCACACUCCGCCUCUUCCAGACCUCCCAAAUCCUCUUACUGGCCCUGAAGGGAGUCAUGGUGCUGUUCCUCUUCAUCUUCUUAUUUAGAGAAGGAAAGCAGCUGAUGGCAAGUCCAGUGGAGUACCUGUUGGAGGUGUGGAACUGGGUGGAGCUGCUCGUCAUCCUGGCCGGUUUCUCCACGCUGGGCGUGUACUUCCAGACCCAGUCCGUGAUCGACCAGGUGAGCGAGCCCGGCGGCCACACCCAGUUCUCGGUGUACCGCCGUGCGACCGGCUGGGUGGAGGUGUACACCUACGUGACGGCCGGCCUGAUCUGCUGUGUCACUCUCAAGCUGGUUCGGCUGCUCAGGUUCAACAAGGUGGUGCAGGUCCUGUUUGGCACCAUCAGUACAGCCUUCAAACCGCUGGCUGGCUUCAUGAUGGUGGUGGCUGUCAUUAUGUUGGCUUAUACUCAGCUGGGCAGCCUGCUGUUUGGCUCUAACCUGGAGACGUACAGCAGCAUCGGAAGCAGUCUGGCCUCCAUCUGCCUCAUGACCAUCGGCAGUUUUGACACCGCAGAGCUGACGGAAGUGUCAUGGAUCUAUGGACCCAUUUUCUUCUUCCUUCUACAAGUGACCAUGCAGUUUUUCCUGCUGACCAUGUUUAUGGCCAUCUUGAUGGACACCUAUGCAGACGCGAACCAGAACACGGAGGCACAGAAGUUGAGGAUGAUGGCGUUCAUGCGCAAGCGUGUCACAGGUGGUAAGAAGAUGCAGCAGACCUCCAAGAACACCAGGAAUUGUGGUGACAGGUCGGGCAGGUAUCAAGUGAGCCUGUGGGGAGAUCCUGGGGUUUACAGGGAAACAUUCAAUCAUGCUGAUAAUGCUUUAGAGUACCCGAGUAGAGAGUCUUUUUUCCGAAAUAAUUUAUCUUAGAUCUAAAUUGCAGGUUCUUGGUGAUACCUGUACAUGUAUUUCAUUUGUAAAGCUAUACAUUAUAGAGUAAAAUCUACCUUAACCAUACAAGACAGCUGUUGCUAUUACAUUUUUAUAUUAAUGCACCUUACCUAAGAACUUUUAGUUAGUUCCUCUCGAGCCUUGGGGUCAACUAGGGCCGUCCUCCUCGUGAUGUCUAUCCAGUGCAAUCUUUUGCUUCUCUCCCAUGCAGCUCUAUACGAAGAGCUGCUUGUCACUUCUUAGGUCUUUUUUCCACAUUCAACCUCCAUGUGAGUCUGGGCUUGCCUCUGCUUCUUCUGCUACAUACAUACACGUAUACAUGUACAUGUAGGUGGUUUCUAGUCAAUGAUUUUUUUUUUUUGCUGUUACAAUUCUGUGUUCUAUCAUUUUCAAGAUAUUGCCCUGCGCACCUUAUCCUUCUCAGUCUCAGAAGUCAUGGCUGCCACUUUUAUUUUGUUCUCUGGAAAACUUUUUAUUUUUCUGUUUCUGUUUCAAUUGCCCAGUAUUUUUGAUACACAGUUGAAUUGAUGAAUGAAUGAAUCUGAUUCAUCAUCAUUAUCCACUGUGUUCUACCUCAGUCUUUGAAGAACCCUGUAGGUGCAUUCAGUCUUUCUUCAUCUUUUUCCAUUGUAUUUGGGUGGGUGGGUGGGUGGAUGGGUGUGUGUGUGUAUUUAUAGGUGGAUGGAUGGAUGAAUGAAUGAAUGAAUGAAUUAAUUAAUGGUUUAUUCGAGCAUUAUGAUCAAACAAAAAGUAUAUAGCAGCCACAGGGUGACGGGUAAAGAACAAAAUUGCAUGGUGAAAUUGCAUGUGAAGAUCAAUAUUACAGAAAAAAAUAUGAUUCAGUUAAAAUGAAAUGUAACUAGUGUAGGGAAAAUUCUCUGUUGUGUACAGCUGCAUGUCAUAGUGAGUGGCUGAUGCUAUAUAUGGCAAUGAUCUGUUGUGCUGGCAAUAGGUGAGAGGUUUUCUCUUUAUCAUCACUCUGCUGCUAACGUUUCCCUUAAGAUGUAUCAAUACCUGUGUCUGUAGAGAUUAUUACUGGUUCUUGUCUAUCUUCAUUUACACGUAAAUAUAAGCUCAAUCAUUGUAGUACAUAACCUAACAUUGUACAUAACAUACAUAUAUCUCUUAACAGACCAUCAUAUAGUCUCAUGCUGUGUAUUAUCAUGUUGAAUUGUUAGAUUAACACAUUUUUGAUGCUAACUUAAAGGAAACUAUCCCCUUUGAUUUUGAUAAAUACAUAAAGAAAUAAUGUACAAGCUUUGGUGUAGAAUACUAAUUUAUUGUAUAACAUGUAGAUGUAAUGUAUAUACAUGUAUAUUGCUUUCACAUUAGUUCUCAUUGUGGUACACCAUACAGAAAAUGCUUACUAUUAAUCAUUGAGAGCAGGCGAGAUGCUACAUAUAAGUGAUAAUGCAAAUGUUAUGGCCUUUUCGCUUAGUGUUUAUCUGAGUUUAGGUCAACAGCAUGCUUCCAGGAACCAUUUAUUUUCUGUGUAAUAUUGAAAAAAUAAAGGAUAGGUCAUGUCAACACACAGUGUAUUGAGUGUUGUUUGACUCAUUACAUGUCAUAGCUUAAACAUAGUCAGUAAUUGAUAGAUAACAAUAUGAUGAAUAUGGCAACAGUUCCCAAUCUUCCUCAUAACCUCAAUGAAAAGUGGCCUACAGGCCAACUUGAGUUUCUCAUGAAUAAAAGGUUCAAACAAACUUACUCACUCACCCACAACACAGAUUCAAUAGAUAUAAAGAAUAGAACUGUGGAUGAAGUCAUGUACGUGUACUUUCCCGAUACUUUUAUUAGCAUUAUUAGCAUACUUUUAUUAUAUUUUGGAUACUGAAGCAAAUGAUCAUGAAAAGAAUCAAAGACAAUUUGGUUGUACAGUGGAGAGUCUUGCAUCAAGAUGAAUAAUUUUCAUAAGUUAAACAUAAAUGGGUCAGGUGUAACAGUGGGGUUCAAGCGCUGCCAAA